AAUUCCUUUUUAUUUUCUUUUCCUUUUUUUUUCUAUGGAAAAGCCUCAAGUAGUUACUAUUGGCAUAAGUGGGCCUUCUUGCUCAGGCAAAACAACUUUAGCUUUACUUUUAAAGAAACUGUUAGAAAAUGUCAUCACUAUCAACCUAGAUGAGUUUUAUAAACCUGAUAGCCAAAUACCAAAAGAUGAAACUACAGGUUUGGCUAACUGGGAAUCACCUGAAGCUCUUGAUUUUGACAGUCUUAAUAAAGCUAUCAACAGAGCAAGAUCAGAUCCACUUAGUCUUUUGGCUGAGCCCCACAAACUCUUACAAAACAACCAUCAUGGAUCUGAUCUAUUGUCAAAGCAAGAUUUUGCCCAUCUUUUCGAUUCUCUAGAUGCUCUUAAAGACAUUGUAUUCAUUAUUGUAGAAGGCUUCUUACUAUUUUAUGACGAAAAGGUCUGUGCCAAUCUAGACACAAUGUUCUUUUGUAAUGCUUCAAGGCAAGUUUUGAAGCAGAGAAGAGAGAGUCGACCGGGAUAUGUCACAUUAGAAGGCUAUUGGGUUGAUCCACCAGGCUAUUUUGACCAACUUGUUUGGCCUCAAUUCCUUAAAUGGAAUCAGCAUAUUUUAGACGAAACCAAAAGAGAUCCUCGUAUUCUUGUUAUAUCCACCGAUGCCACUUCUGCUCAAGAUAUGGCUUCUUUUGCUGUUCAUACCAUAGAGCAUCAGCAUACAAAAAAAUAAAAAAUAUGUCGGC
This is a messenger RNA of Gilbertella persicaria, 740 nucleotides long. Its product is annotated as P-loop containing nucleoside triphosphate hydrolase protein. The record is from RefSeq and is a predicted model, not a curated record. The coding region runs from base 35 to 727 and encodes 230 amino acids. The transcript has 4 exons. Gene Ontology annotation, cellular component: cytoplasm. Lineage: Eukaryota; Fungi; Mucoromycota; Mucoromycetes; Mucorales; Choanephoraceae. Gene Ontology annotation, molecular function: kinase activity; ATP binding.